GAGAACAACUUAAACUGAUUAAAGAGAAAUUUAUCAAUCAAGCUCGAGACCUGGAGAUGCUUUGAAAUUAGGUUACACUUUGGGAACGUGUGGUGAUUUAAAUGGGUGGUGUGCCUGCUCUCUCUCCCUCUCUCCCCCUUUUUGCACGUUUUAGAGGACCUUCAUCUGUGUGCACCAACAAGUAGCAGGAACAGGGUCCUCAAUCCCAGGACAACAACCGGAACAGAUUAGUUGUACAGUAAAGACUGUAAUUAACAGCAUUGCUGACAUUAAUGAGAGUAUGAAAAUGCCAAUCCUCUGUGGAUAAAAUCAGCAAAUGACGAACAAGCCAGUGACAGGAAAUGAGUGGAUCUCCAUUUACAAUUUGAAAGCAAUGUUACCUUUCUUGUGACCAACAGCAACACCUUUCUCUGAAGCAGUAAUUUCUGUGGAAACUGAAAGCGUGCUUCUCUCUCUACUGAAAGAUGGGUUACGUGAUGAACAGAACUGAAAAACCGAACAGCAUAUCCAGCGACUUCGAUUACAACUAUGGAGAAGAAUUUGUUCCAUGUAACUUCGAAUCGGCAAACGUUUUUGCUACAACUUUCCAACCAGUCCUGUACUCCCUUGUGUUUGUGUUUGGUCUAUUUGGGAAUGCACUUGUGUUGUGGGCUCUUAUGAAACACAAACGUUUGAAGAAUAUGACAGACAUUUAUCUUUUCAAUUUGUCAUUGAGUGACUUGCUGUUUGUUACCACACUUCCUUUCUGGGCAUAUUCUGCUACAAGUGAAUGGAUUUUUGGAGAUUUCUUUUGCAAGGUUGUUUCUGCUGCUUAUGAGGUUGGCUACUUUGGUGGCACAAUGUUCAUAAUCCUGAUAACUAUAGACCGCUACCUUGCGAUUGUUCACGCUGUGUUUUCAGUCAGGACUAGGACUGCUCGAAAUGGGAUCAUUUCGAGUGUAGUGAUGUGGUGUGUAGCUUUGUUUGCCUCUUUUCCCACAAUGAUAUUCAACAAAAUCGAAAUAGUUCAUGAUAGAUUGGUCUGCCAUAUUUUCUUUCCACCAGGCAACAUUUCUAGUUGGAAACUCUUUAUCUUUUUCAAAUCCAAUGUGUUGGGUUUUUUUGUUCCAUUGGCAGUCAUAGUUUUCUGUUACACAAGAAUAAUUCUAACUCUGCGCAAAAACAAAAGCUGUAAGAAACACAGGGUUAUAAAAGUUAUAUUUACUGUUGUCAUAGUGUUUUUUAUAUUUUGGGCACCGUACAAUGUUGUGAUGUUACUGGAGUCUUUGAGAGAACAGAAUAUUUUAACUGGUUGUGCAUUGCUGGUACAGCUAUUGAUUGCCCAGCAGGUAACUGAAACCGUCACAUUUGUACACAGCUGCUUGAACCCCAUCAUUUAUGCACUUCUAGGUGAAAGAUUUCGAUUCUAUCUCCGCAGACUUUUUUACAGCUGUUUGCCUCCAUCACUAAGAUGUAAAAUCAGUGAUCCAUCUCAUUUGGCUUCUCGUGAUUUUCCUGCUUCUGUUCGUUCACAAUCCACUGGGGACCACGAUUCCUCUACGGUUCUGUAGUUCAAAAUUCAGAUGUUAUAUUACAAUAUGGGAUUGCUUUCAUAUUUACAAGAAGUCCUUAAUUUAAGCCGUUCCCUUUUGAACAUUCUUCUUUAAUUUUUUUUUGUUGGGCUACAUCUUUUUCAUUAAAAGGUCCACUUAUCAUUUUAACAUCACUUACUUCCUGUCAUGUCUUGUAUUUUUGCGCCUCUCAUCUCAUUAGAUCAUCAGCAAUGUCCCCUGGUGGUGUUGCUAAAGAUAAUACCAUUAUAUGAGUCCUGCAGUUAGGAUCAUCACUUUUCUGAAUAGUUCUCUGCUCAGUAAUCUUCAUUUUAAACUUUUUCUUUGAAGAAUUCUAUGUUUGUACCUGUACUAGUAGAGAUGUUGCUGUGAACUUAAUUUUUAAAGAAGCUAUCCGCUGCAUUUUGAUCUGUAGUUCUUUACCAGGGCAGGUAAAAUCGAUGAGACGCCUGUACUGUACAUUUUUUUAUAGACUUCUGUGCAAGUAAGAGGACUGCGUUCAUGUUCAAAACUUUGUGUGUAUUGUUUGCCAGUUGUUUCACCAAGAAAUACACAGUAUUUCCCAUAUAUGGCAUGGCAUUUUAACUAUUGUAUCAGCUUUUUGGGGCAAAGAUGUUUUGCAUGAACCUAACUCUGACUUUAACAUUGAAUCCCGUGGGGAAGCAUGUUUUGCUUAAAAUUGUUUCACACUGUCAUGAUUUUCAAUACUGCGUCGCUGAUUGUAAGGCUCCGAGAGGCUGCGCACUCAGGCCCUGAUCAUACUCCCUGUACACUCACGACUGUGUGGUCAAAUUUCAUCUUAACUCCACCUACAAGUUUGCCAAUGACACUGUCAUUGUAGGCUGGAUGUCAAACGAUGACCAGACAGAAAACAGGAAAGAGAUAAGGAUGUAUGGUGGAAUGGUGUAAAGAUAACAAACUUUCCCUCAGCAAAAUAAAAGAGCUGUUCAUUGACUUCGGGAAGCAAGAUGGAGGGCGCACCCCUAUAUACAUCAAUAGUGCUGAUGUGGAGAUGGCUAAGUGUGUUAAGUUCCGAGGAUGUACACCAACCAAGUGUUCUGCUGCACCCAUCUUGAUGUUAUAGUCAAGAAAGCACAACAACACCUCUUCUUCCUCAGGAAGAAAAGGAAAUUAGGCAUGUGCAUAAAGACGCGCGCUGAUUUUUUCUUUAUAGAUGCACCUUUCUGUCCAGAUGUGUUAUGGCCUGAAAUGGCAACUGCUCUGCUUAGGACCAGCAGAAACUACAGAGAGUUGUGAACACUGCCCAGACCAUCAUGCAAGCCAAUCUUUCAUCUAUUGACUUCAUCUAUACUUCUCGCUGCCUCAGAAGGGCAAACAACAUAAUCGAGGACCCCUCACCAUCCUGGAUAUAAUCUCUUGCAUUGGACAGAAAGUAUAAAAGCUUAAACACACGGAUGAAAAUAUUCAAGAACAGCUUCUUCCCUGCUGCUGUUAGGUUUCUGAACGGACCUCUGAAAUUUUAAAUUUAAUGUUGAUCUGGCUCUUUACGCAUCUUCUCUGCAGCCAUAACAUUGUAUUCCUCGCUCUGUUCUA
Molecule: messenger RNA, 3104 nt
Organism: Stegostoma tigrinum
Lineage: Eukaryota; Metazoa; Chordata; Chondrichthyes; Orectolobiformes; Stegostomatidae
Product: C-C chemokine receptor type 4-like
Exons: 4
Coding region: 465-1550 (361 amino acids)
Biological process (GO): immune response; G protein-coupled receptor signaling pathway; chemotaxis
Cellular component (GO): membrane
Molecular function (GO): chemokine receptor activity
Source: RefSeq, a predicted model, not a curated record